UUAAAUGAAAUCUCAUCCCAGCAUAGACACCACGUCUGGAAUUACGACCCACCCUGUGAUCUGUCACUUUUAUAUAGAUACACAGGGGAGCCGAGCGGUUUCCAUAGAGAGGGAAGAUCGCAGCCCACCGAGGACCAACCCCGCGGAGCAGCGGCGACCCCGGGGCAGGCGACGCGCGGGGGAUGUGCCCGGGGCCGACCGCCCGGCCCUGAAGCUGCCCCUGCCCGAGCGUUUCCCGCGGAGCGAAGUCCACUCUCGGGGAGAGAUGCUGGUGCAGAUCCGCUUCCUGCUGCCCCUGCUGCUGCUGCUCCUCGGGGGCCCCCGGACAGGCCUCCCCCACAAGCUCCACAAGGCCGAGCCCGUCCUCGGCUGCCUCAACGCCGCCCUGUCUGAGGCCAAGGAGAGCCGGCUGGAGGCCGCGUCCCCGCUGGGCAAGAGGAGCUCCCUCUACCUGCCCGGCCAAGGCCCGUCUUCAGGAGAGAAGGAGGAGGAGGAGGACAAGGAGAAAAGGAUUUUCUCUGUCUCUGGGGGCAGGGGUGGGGCCGGGAGCCCCCGGUACAAAUACCUGUCCCAGGCACAGCUCAAGGGGAAGCUGUACCAGGACAAGGCCAAGAGUGACCGGCGCACCAAGUUCACUCUGUCCCUCGAUGUUCCCACCAACAUCAUGAACAUCCUCUUCAACAUCGCCAAGGCCAAGAACUUGCAAGCCAAGGCGGCCGCCAACGCCCACCUGAUGGCGCAGGUUGGGCGGAAGAAGUAGAGGAGGAGGCCGGGCA
Messenger RNA from Lemur catta (Ring-tailed lemur), 776 nucleotides. RefSeq names its product urocortin 3 (gene UCN3). Gene Ontology annotation, biological process: adenylate cyclase-activating G protein-coupled receptor signaling pathway; digestion; cellular response to nutrient levels. The transcript is spliced from 2 exons. Gene Ontology annotation, molecular function: hormone activity; corticotropin-releasing hormone receptor 2 binding. The coding region runs from base 5 to 760 and encodes 251 amino acids. The record is from RefSeq and is a predicted model, not a curated record. Gene Ontology annotation, cellular component: extracellular region. NCBI's taxonomy places the organism in Eukaryota, Metazoa, Chordata, Mammalia, Primates, Lemuridae.